GCGUAAGAACGUGCUGCCAUGCUGCUUGUGCGUGCGCUUUCUCACCCCCUUGUAGAUUCGUUAGGACCCGCCUUGCGACUCGAGGUUGGGAGCUGCCACAACCAUGUCGCGCAUUGCUACUAGCUUCACGCUCAUUCUCUCACUCCUUUCUACGUUCUCCAUUCCUGCUUCGUGCGCGACCACGCAGCCCAGAAAUGUCGCUACGCUCGCAGUAUGCAAAGAGAUAGCCUCGACCGUUUCUUCCGCGUCUGAGAUCUGGUCCCGCCCAGUGGAACUCUACUACACAGAGGACAACUAUCAUUGGGCGCAAUCGAGCUCCCAGGUAUCUGAUGGCUGUGCACAGAUCAACUUAUUGGCGCGUACACAAACACCGUUCGGGGUGAAAGGCGGUGGUCACAGCGCCAACCCGGGUUUCUCGUCGACCACCGGCGUCCAGAUUGCCAUGGCACGCUUUAACAACGUGACAUACGACGCAUCCGCGGGAACCGCGACGAUAGGCGCGGGCCUCAUCUGGGACGACGUCUAUGCAGAGCUCGAGCCUUACAACGUGAAUGUCGUCGGCGGCCGUGUAACUGGCGUCGGUGUGGCCGGCUUCACCUUGGGUGGAGGCUUCUCUUUUCUCAGCAACCAGUAUGGCUUGACCGUUGAUACUGUACGGGCUUUCGAACUAGUGCUGCCCAACGGCACGAUCACCACUGUCACCGAAUCGAAUCCCGACCUAUUCUGGGCUUUGAAGGGAGGAUUCAACAACUUCGGCAUCGUGACCCAGUUCAUCUUGGAAGCAUACCCACAAGGCCAAGUUUGGGGUGGCGCUAUCAUCACUCUGGGCGAGCUCGACGCCGUCACAAAUGCCACAGCCAACUUCUACGCCAACGUAGCUGACCCUAAGGCGUCAAUCCUUACUACCCUAAACUGGGACCUCGGUAUAACGGCUGUAGAGGUGAACUUGUUCUACGAUGCACCAACACCACCGGACGGGAUCUUCGACGAAUUCUUGGCGAUGCCUUACCUCACUCGCGAUGUCAGCACUCGUUCGUUCUUGUCUCUCGUUUUAACCGCACCUAGCAAUGCAACUUUCGGCCUCCGGGGAUACUUCGAAACUGUGUCGAUCACAGACAUCACCCUUCCUUUGCUCGAUGCCAUAGUGAAUGAGACUGAGUACUGGUCCACCACUUUGGCAGCUGAGGUCCCUGGCCUCUUCGUCAGCUACGACAUCGAACCGUUCUUACCGAGCAUCUACUCGCACGGCUCACCGUCCGCAUGGCCUCCUACCCGCUCUCAGGGGUUCAUGCCCAUCAACAUCUACUACGCCUGGUCACUGGAGGCCUCGGACUCACUCAUCAACAGCGUCAUGCAGGAGAGCGCGCGUUACCUCACCCAGGUAGCGAUCAGUCAGGGUCAGGACGUGGCCAACACGCCGCACUACCCGAACUAUGCCAUCUACGACACCGCGCUCUCUACCAUGUAUGGCGACAACGUCGCAAGUCUGCAAGCUAUCAAGGCCCAGUACGACCCGGACAACGUUAUGGCGCUCGCGGGCGGCUGGAAGUUUUGAAAGCAGGCUGUAGACUCUAUACUUAUUGUUCUCUAAUCAUCCGCCGUUCGAGUUGGACGUCGAUACUUACAUCGGGACGCUUGCUAUGUUACAGACAUUUGUCACAGUGAGUCGCCAUACUGUCUUCAAACUGACACGGCUAUGCGGUUCGACAACGCAUGCAUCUUUUGCGUUCUCCACCGGUGCAUCCGUCUUACCCGAGGCGGUCGCCAAUCGAGCAUGACCGCAGUGCAUUCAAGUAGGUUGACCAGCCUUUCCACAACCUGCAGGCGCUCUAGACCCUAGAGAGCGUGAAUCGCC
This is a messenger RNA of Rhodofomes roseus, 1855 nucleotides long. RefSeq lists its product as uncharacterized. The transcript has 11 exons. Gene Ontology annotation, molecular function: oxidoreductase activity; FAD binding. NCBI's taxonomy places the organism in Eukaryota, Fungi, Basidiomycota, Agaricomycetes, Polyporales, Fomitopsidaceae. Bases 104 to 1555 code for a protein of 483 amino acids. The record is from RefSeq and is a predicted model, not a curated record.